Wasmannia auropunctata (little fire ant) is the source of this 1942-nucleotide messenger RNA. RefSeq lists its product as uncharacterized. Lineage: Eukaryota; Metazoa; Arthropoda; Insecta; Hymenoptera; Formicidae. Gene Ontology annotation, biological process: spliceosomal snRNP assembly. The transcript is spliced from 5 exons. The record is from RefSeq and is a predicted model, not a curated record. Gene Ontology annotation, cellular component: Cajal body. Bases 25 to 1542 code for a protein of 505 amino acids. Gene Ontology annotation, molecular function: U2 snRNA binding; U1 snRNA binding.
GGCACGAGGGUAUUUUGAGGUUACAUGCAAAAGAUCGUCAUAUCAUAUCAUAUCCUCUCUCAGGUAAAGUCAGGUUUCUCUCUAGUCUGCCAUCACCCCUGUGAUGAAAUUGAUGAAUUGAAAAUUGACGAUCACGUUGUCGUUUAUGCCGGUUGUAUUCUCGUACUGCGUUGUACUUCAAUCAACGUUCCGACUUUCGUAAUGAUAAGCAUGGAAGAAGUCAUGAUGAAGCGUUCACAAUUUCGACUGAAAGUCGACCUGUCUAAUUUCUUCCAUGAUGCACGUCGAUCUUGUUGGAUUUUCGUCGACGGAACGAAAAUCCAACAGGUUAGACAUAUGAAGCAACACAUUAGUAAGCUGUUCAACAUCGCCGAACCGUUCCAUUUGUUGCUGAAUGACACCGAAUAUCUGCCGCCAAUAGAGGAUGUGCGUAUACUCAAGGAAAACGAGACGAUUCUAGUAAUUCCUGGAUCGGGCAUAAAUAACGAAGUGCCUGCUAUUGUAGAAACAAGCAAUGGUUCUGUAGAUGAUAGACAGAUUCAGUCAAUAAAUAUUAAGACGGGAAAGCAGGAAACAGUUUCACAGGAUAUAUCUAACGAUACUUUGAAUAAUACACAACCAGCUUCAAUAAAUAAUACUACAAGAGAUAUGACAUUCUACAGUGUCAUUAGUGAUACGGCGGCUGAUCACAGUGAAGGAGAUACAGAUUCUAAAACUACAGAUAACAAUUUAACAGAGGAUUGUAACAUGAUAGAUUCUAUUGUAUCCAUUGCGAAGAGGAAGAGAGUGCGAAAACGAAAGCCGAGAAAUCGAUCUCGGCUCAUCGUAUCACCUCCUGAUAUAAUUGAAGAAAACGGUCUAAAAGAACCAAAAUUAAAAAAGCCAAAGAUAAUAGAUUCUUAUAUUGUUCCGUGUGGAAAGCAUAUACGAUUUUGUAAUAUGGAGGAUGAAAAUAAUAUUGCAAAACAAAUAGUACAGGAAAUAUCUAGAAAUGAGUCUUGUUUAAGUAAAGCAUCGUCUUCCAGAGAUCUUUCAACACUUUUAGCAUUAGGACAAAGCUCAACGCCAAUAACAUUUGUAAACAAAAGAUUGAGAAACGAAGUUAAGACGGAAAAUGCAUUAAAUAAUGAGAUAGGAGGUAAAAAUUUAAAUAAAAAUAUGGAGGAUAGCACAGAAAAAAAUGUAUCUAGCGAAAAGUCUAAGAAGGAAGUACAAAGUUAUAAAAAUAUGCAAGCUGAUCUAGAAAAGUUCCCAAUUAUGACUAGAAAACCAAAAGCUCAUGAUAUUAUUGCCUUCAAAACCCUUAAGAUCGGUGGAGAUUACACGCCUCAGGUGUCUAAUUCUAUUUUUACCGAAGUAGUAAGCUCUUGCACACAGUCGGGAAAUUAUACUCUUCGAAUACUCCAUGGUAGAGAGGAAAUUCAAGUGCCAAUCGGAAAGUUUUCUCUCUCAGAAGAUGAGUCCGAAAGUCACCCUGAUGGAGAUACAUUUGUACUAAAUCAUUCACAGAUGAUAGAACCACGCUUAAUUUCAGUUUUAUAAGUAUUUGUUUCUAUAUUUGAACUUCAUUCAGUUUAAAAACGCAGUUGCAUGUUUAUUUUAUAUUUAAUUCGUUAAUUUACAUAUAUUUCUAUCUGAACUGUGUAUGUGUUAAGAUUGAUUAUAUUGCUUUCAUCCGUUGCAUUUUUAAAAACGUUUAAUAGUUUAACAUUUGAUAAUGCAGUCUAAUUUUACAUUCUGAAUCAAUUUAAUUUUGAGUUUGUGAUAAAGCAUAUUCGGUUUAGUUAUUAGUUAAGCUAUGCGCUAGUUUUAUGAAUGGAUUUAAUAAUAUUUAUGUUUAGGUAUAAAACAGCAAUAAAUUUUUUUUUAUUUUUAUAGUCUCACAUAUUAUGUAUCUCAGGGAGAAGAAAGAUAGAAAUAUUAAAUAUUAUCGUAUAUAUUU